GUUGCUACUUAUGCGGCAAGCCAUGGGAAGACGGCGAUUAACUUUAGCUCGACGGAUUUGGUGUGCUGCAGGAUUCUGCAGGGUCAUACAGGGAAGGUCACAAAAUUGAGUUCCUAAAGUUGCCGAAGGGGCAUUGGAAUAUUACAACAAAAUAAACAUGGAUGCAGCUCCAGAUUACCCAAGAAAAAAUAUGUUCAUUUCAGCUACCAAGUACAGGGUUCUACCUUUUAAUGGUGCAUGAUAAAUGGGUCCUCGACCUUCAGGUUCCUGUGGAAGUCUCACAAGAGUCUGUCUUUGUAUAUGCAAAUCAUCAAUUGAUGAUCACAUAUCUUGGGAUGCCAAGGCCACUCAGAUUUGAGUGCUAUGACAAGUUACAGAUCUUGACGAUACGUAGGAAAGCCUACUGUCAUAGAGCAUGAGGUUCAUCUCUCCCCAACAGAUUACUGACGACAUCACAGAAUGUGAACCUGUUUACAGAACAACUUAUUGGUUAUGUAACUUCCUGGGAAGUUCACUCAAGGCGUUAAAAACGGUAUCACAAUCUAACAUCAGUAGGAAGUUUUCAGAGCUAAGUGCUCUAUGCAAUCAACUGUUGUAUGAAAUAAAAUAUCACUCUCUACGGGAAUGUGACACACCCUGAUGGAUUGUUCGUCUAGCGAGGAUGCCAAAUUCUAUUGGAUAUAUUCGUUGGACUGGACUCCUGAAAGGAAUCGGAUAGUUAGUGCUUCUCAAGAUGGGAGGUUAAUAGUAUGGAAUGCUUUAACAAGCCAGAAGACGCAUGACAUAAAGCUUCCUUGUCCAUGGGUCAUGACUUGUGCCUUUUCUCCUAAUGGCCAAUCUGUUGCUUGUGGUGGUCUUGAUAGUGCAUGUUCUAUUUUCAAUCUUAAUUCUCAAACUGACAGAGAAGGCGAUUCACUGGCAUCAAGAAUUCUCACUGGGCAUAAGGGUUACGUAUCGUCAUGCCAAUAUGUCCCAGAUCAAGACAAUCGUAUUAUCACCAGCUCAGGUGAUCAGACAUGUGGUUUAUGGGAUGUCACAACUGGCCAGAGGAUUUCUGUAUUUGGAGGUGAAUUUCCCUCAGGACACACAGCCGAUGUGCUAAGUGUCUCAAUCAACAGCUCAAAUUCAAACAUGUUUGUCUCUGGGUCAUGCGAUGCAACUGCACGGUUAUGGGACGUACGAAUAGCUAGUAGAGCCGUCAGAACGUAUCAUGGCCAUGAGGGGGAUGUUAAUGCUGUCAAGUUCUUUCCAGAUGGGCAAAGAUUUGGCACAGGCUCUGAUGAUGGUUCAUGUAGGCUAUUUGACAUGAGAUCAGGGCAUCAGCUGCAAAUUUACAGCCAGCAACAUGGUGAUAAUGACAGUGAUGCGCCCAUAGUAACAUCUAUUGCCUUCUCUAUAUCAGGAAGACUUCUCUUCGCUGGAUAUUCUAAUGGUGACUGUUAUGUGUGGGACACAUUACUGGCCGAGGUUGUUUUGAACUUAGGAUCCCUGCAAAACUCUCAUCAAGGUAGGAUAAGUUGCCUUGGUCUUUCUGCAGAUGGCAGUGGCUUGUGCACAGGAAGCUGGGACAAGAACCUUAAGAUUUGGGCCUUCGGAGGACACAGGAAGGUGAUAUAAAAAUCUCAUUGCUGGUGUUAAUAUGUUGUGUGUGUAAAAUUAGGCUCACAGUUUGUCCAGUCUCAAGCGAAAUUACAGCCAGGUUCGCACAACCAAUCUUGUGUACCAUUUCUCCAGCACAAAGACUGUUCUGAAGAUGGACAACAAGCCAAAUCUUGUUACAUCAUCAUACUUGCUGCUCUAAUUAGUGUCAACUAAAAUCUGUAACCCUUUUCUUGUGAAACCAUCUUGCAAUUCUGAUGUCUUAAACUGUUAUCAUCAUCAAAUUUAUUUCCUUGUACCCA
Asparagus officinalis (garden asparagus) is the source of this 1901-nucleotide messenger RNA. RefSeq names its product guanine nucleotide-binding protein subunit beta-like. The record is from RefSeq and is a predicted model, not a curated record. Gene Ontology annotation, cellular component: heterotrimeric G-protein complex; cytoplasm. Gene Ontology annotation, biological process: G protein-coupled receptor signaling pathway. Gene Ontology annotation, molecular function: protein binding; signaling receptor complex adaptor activity. The transcript is spliced from 7 exons. Lineage: Eukaryota; Viridiplantae; Streptophyta; Magnoliopsida; Asparagales; Asparagaceae. The coding region runs from base 640 to 1617 and encodes 325 amino acids.